AGGUUAAGUUUUCUUAGGUUAAGUUUGUUAAUGUUAGGUUUGGUUAGUGUUAUGUUCCUUUCUGUUCAUAAACUAUUAUACUAAUUUUCUUUGCGUGUAUGGUAUCAUAAAUAAUCACUUCACAAUAUAUGGUCCAAACUUACUGAAGUUGGGCAAGGAAGUAUGAACUUUAUACCAUGGAGUGGGGCGGAGGCAUCAACCUGGGCGACUUCAUGGUUGCUGCAGCACAGUAUGGGGGUCCCUUGGCUCUGACUCGUGAUGAAACUAAAUUCACCAAGACUCAACAUGCAGGCAAACCUCUGAUAUUUAUCUUCAGCUCCUCUGGAAGGAAAAUUUCUUCAUUUAAAUGGACUAGUGGAUUCCUACUAUCACUGGGCUGGUCACGGAGUGAAGACCUUGUAUGUGUGCAAGAGGAUGGUGCAGUAUCCAUCUAUGAUAUGUUUGGCACCUAUCAACAUACCUUCAACAUGGGACAAGAAGUAAAGGAUACCCAUAUCCAGAGUGCUCAGAUCUUCACUAGCCACAGAGAAACAGGAGUAGCCAUCUUAAGUAAAUCUAAUCGCAUAUUCAUGGUCAGCAAUAUAUACGAACCAAAGACCAGAAAGUACCCAGAUAUUCCUGGUGGUGUAGUGGAGUGCUGGUGUGUUGUCAGGGAAGAACGCCACACAAAUGUUUUAGUUAGCCAGGGUCGUGACCUUCUCCUCCUGAACCACAUAGAACAACGUCCUCAGCCUUUGUAUCCAGAAUGGAAUGAGGCAGGUGGAUGUAUUGUGGAAAUGGCUGUCUCUACAAAUUCUCGUCACAUAGCCCUUCUCUCUGAUACUGGCAAGUUGUGGAUUGGCUCUUCAGAUAUCCGGAUUAAAUACUGCGAGUAUGAUGCCAAGAGUCAGGUCAAGCCAAAACAGCUUGCUUGGUGAGUAUAUUUAUAUUUGAUCUAAUAAU
This is a messenger RNA of Homarus americanus (American lobster), 942 nucleotides long. RefSeq names its product vacuolar protein sorting-associated protein 16 homolog. Gene Ontology annotation, biological process: endosomal transport; intracellular protein transport; vacuole fusion, non-autophagic. The record is from RefSeq and is a predicted model, not a curated record. Gene Ontology annotation, cellular component: cytoplasm; endosome; lysosomal membrane. NCBI's taxonomy places the organism in Eukaryota, Metazoa, Arthropoda, Malacostraca, Decapoda, Nephropidae. The transcript has 6 exons. Gene Ontology annotation, molecular function: actin binding. Bases 177 to 917 code for a protein of 246 amino acids.